Penicillium diatomitis is the source of this 1239-nucleotide messenger RNA. RefSeq lists its product as uncharacterized. Gene Ontology annotation, cellular component: SNARE complex; endoplasmic reticulum. Gene Ontology annotation, biological process: retrograde vesicle-mediated transport, Golgi to endoplasmic reticulum. Bases 1 to 1239 code for a protein of 412 amino acids. The transcript is spliced from 3 exons. NCBI's taxonomy places the organism in Eukaryota, Fungi, Ascomycota, Eurotiomycetes, Eurotiales, Aspergillaceae. The record is from RefSeq and is a predicted model, not a curated record.
AUGACCGACCUGACGCCCGCUCUCGACACAAUCCUGUCGAGCAAACAUGGCCGCUCGAUCCCACCGCCAGCCACUCGAACUCCCUGUACCGAGGUCGCGGACGAGUUUCUCAAGGAAGCUUAUCGCAUAAACUCUCAUAUAGCUUCCCUCCUCAAAUACCUUCAUUCAAUACGCCACGCCUACCUGUCCACAGCAGCAGCAUCAGCUUCUUCACGUCGACACCCGAACAAAGAUCACCAUGCCCAUAUAAGUCCAAGAUCUCACUAUUCUACCUCCUACUUUUCUCCUACCAGAACCCCGAACCCCUCAGCGCAUCACACACACCUCACCGAACCCGAGCGCGAUCAAAUCGACUCUUCAACCGCUCUUCUCCUCCGCGACCUCGCAACCUCGAUUGCGAACCUCUCCUCCGCGGAAACCCUCCGCCAAGAGACCUCUGCCUCGAUUUUGCGCAAGAAAUACGGCCACAGUGCCGCAGGUGCAUUACUCUGGCGCUGGGCAGGCGGAGGCAGCGCACUCGAUGAAUCUAGCGCGCAGGAGGGUAAAUCCGCCGAGCAGGUGGAUGCGGAAGAGCGCGCAAAGACACUGGCGGGUGUACGGGAGGGGGUUCUGUGGUUUUUGAGAAGAGGCUUGGAUCGGGUCGCAGGAGUGCAGAGGGAGAUGGUGGAGAAGAGGAUUGAGAGGGCGAGGGAAAAGGAGAAGAGUGUUUUGUAUAAGAAUGCUUCUGCCGCCGCCGCUGCUGCUGCUGCUGGCAAUGGUAGUACUUGUCAUACCUCUGAUCCGUCUUCUUCUCCGACAAGCGGGCCAGCAGGAUCAUCGGCGCGUCAGUCGGCAUAUCAAUCUUUGGAUCCGUCUAUACCAGCACCCGAUGCGACGACUCUAAGUGAAGCCGAAACAGCACGGAUCGAGGCUCAAUUAUCUCCGGAACAAUUGCAACUGUUUGCCGAGGAGAAUGAUACCAUGCUGAAGCACUACGAGGAUACUUUGGGGAAAAUCCAAAACGCGGAGAAAUCGCUAUUGGAAAUCUCAUCGCUACAAGAAACCCUUGUCUCGCAUCUCGCUACACAAGAAGAGUACAUCUCCCAGUUGGUCAGCGAUGUAGACACCACGCAGAGCAAUGUCGGUCGUGGUAACAAGGAAUUGAAGCGCGCGACUGAGCGUCGCAGUACUGCGCAAGCCGUCUUUUGGGGCACCGUGGGGUUGUGUACGUGGUUGGUGGUGUGGGAUCUAGUUUUCUGA